This is a messenger RNA of Thlaspi arvense, 375 nucleotides long. Lineage: Eukaryota; Viridiplantae; Streptophyta; Magnoliopsida; Brassicales; Brassicaceae. The record is from the annotation of a GenBank genome assembly.
AUGCCUCUGAGUGCGACAAUGGUCGGAGCUUUGCUGGGUCUCGGUACCCAGAUGUACUCCAACGCUCUCCGCAAGCUCCCAUAUAUGCGCCAUCCGUGGGAGCAUGUGGUUGGUAUGGGACUUGGUGCUGUGUUCGCGAACCAGCUUGUGAAAUGGGAUGUGAAGCUUAAGGAAGAUCUCGAUGUGAUGCUCAACAAGGCCAGAGCUGCCAAUGAGCGCCGUUACUUUGGUAUAUCUAAUCUAUUCUCUUCUUUUUCUUCUUCUUCUUUUCAGCUUCUUAUAGCCAAGAUAGAGUCUUUGGAUCAUGGUGGAAAGAUAGACUCUUUGGAUUAUUUCUUUGGUUCUAGUGUUAGAUACACUGCAACUUGCAAGUAA